GGGUGCACGCGUGUGACACGUUUUUAAAUAGAAUAAACGGGAAUACUUUUAACAUAUGUCGUAUACAGGUUUAGAGUAGUGCUCUACUAAUACUCGAAAGGAAUAACACUUCAUUGAACUUCGCUGGUGAUCAACAGGCUAAUGCCCUCAAACUAUUUUCAUCUGUUUACUUUGGCAGGGGUGCAGCCAUUACGUGCCUCAUAAACCUGUAAUACUAUUACCGAAUGGAUUUGUCAAGGCGAUGUGUGUUUUUUUUAUUUUUUUUAAAAUGGCAACAUCGAGGAGGUGGUGCCGCGCGGACUGCAAGCGCGUCCGUCAGUUUUCUCGCUCGGCCCCGCCCCGAGGCUAUUUAAAUAUAUCGUGAUUCGUGACGUGGGUACGUCAGAGCAGCGCUAAUACGUUUCCUUGGUCGCCGGUGCCCUUCAUCGUAAGAACCUCGUCUUUAUUGACAUGCAAGCAAAAAUAGCGCCAUUUGUUUUGAGGCGGAUGUGAAAAGGGCGCGAAACAUAAAUAGUGUUGCUAUAUGUUGCGUUUAUUUUUAGCGCGAUUUGCUGGAGAUAUUUUGUUUUUGACCGAAUUAAUAUUGACAAUGUCCUGUGAGAGUUUAGUAUCACAAGUAUCCACGAUAUUUUGUUCAUCAUUGCGCAGACGAGCUUGGUUUACUUGGUGUCCACAGAAACUGUGCAACUUCAUUGUGCACGAGCGAUGCGUCGGACAGGUGGUAACGCCGUGCUGUGGAGUGGCACCGAGCCUUAUAAAGAACCCAGUGGCUCACUGUUGGUCAGAGCCGACUCACCACAAGCGGAAGUUCUGCACGGUGUGUCGGAAACGACUUGACGAACUACCAGCUUUACAUUGUAUGAUAUGCGAAUACUACGUCCACGGAGAAUGUGUGGACUUCGCAGCGGCAGACUGCAAAGAGAACGCAACAUACUGCGCGGGCAGCGAGCCCCGGCAUUUCCAUCACUGGAGAGAAGGCAAUCUGCCUGCAAACUCCAAGUGUUCGGCGUGUCGAAGGGCUUGCUGGUCAGCCGAAUGCCUCACCGGCUACCGCUGCGAAUGGUGCGGCAGUACUUGUCACGCAGGCUGCCGUGCACUAAUACCAGAAGAAUGCAACUUUGGAACAUUACAACCGAUCUUCCUGCCUCCGUCAGCGGUCUCCAUCCCGCGAACGGAGGUGCCCAUGGAGGCGAUCAUAGGCGUCCACGUGCGGCCUCCACCCUCGCAGCGGGACUUCGGUUGCCCGCGGCGGCGAAGAUGGACGCCGCGGUUGGUCACCCUGGCGCGGAGGCUGCUGCCUGCAUCCUGCACGCCGCAUCAUGGCGCUUCGCCCCCCUACUCUAGAGCUCGCAGCGUCAGUGAGGAGUUCAGUUCAGGCUGCGAGGGCCGGUCAGGGUCCGGUGGAGGAUCUACAGGCGCACCUGCGGAUCAGGAGCACAAACCUGACCACAAACAACAUAGAGAUCGAACGCCAGACGAUAGAGAUGAAGAGGUAGUGAAGGUAUACGACGGUGAAGCGGCGUGGUCACGUCGCUUGUACCGUCCAGUCGUGGUCGGGAGGAAUUGGAACGAACGGGAGCUCGUAGCUGCGGCCCUAAGAGCUUUCCACGUGGCCCGGGAUCCAGACCAGUUCGAACUGACAGAUGCUCUGGCAGGGGACGAGCCGCCCCUCAAAGACCCAACGCCGUUAGCUCGCGUCACGCGGCUGCCGAACAAGCGUCCCGCUGUAUUCUUACGGUUUAAAGAGCCAGAAACUGGUGGUGGAGAAGUGCGAGUGUACCCGGGUCGAAUAGCGGGUGCUGGUGACACGUUCGUGACUGUAGCGUGUACGGGGGAUGAGUCUGUUGCUGACCUAAUGGCCUCCGCCUUAGAACGGUUCGGCCUGGACCCCUCCUCUGCCACGCAGGACUACCGCUGCUCUGAGAUUCUACUGGAUCGAGGAGUAUCGGAACGUGUGUUAGAAGAAGACGAGCGGCCAUGGCGGAUUCUAGUACGCCUGGCGCGCGAUUCGGUCCGGCGAAUGGAGCUGGCGCGGUUUUAUUUACAACCGCGUCGAGAUCCGCACGGGCCGACCUUAGCUUUAUUUGUUGCUUCCUUACCUCCUGGCCUCUCGGAACGAAAUUACGAGACUAUACUUGUAGAAUUUUUAGGUGCAGAUAAUAAGUUCACAUCAAUCGGUCCGAUUUACUACGAGUACGGGUCGAUGGUGAUCACGUAUGAGGACGCUAGUAAGGCCGUUCGCGCCCUCUACGCGCUCAGAGAGGCCAAAUAUGAAGAUAAGCAUUUAUUAGUGAUGCUGCUACCGAGCAUCGAACCUUCCAUGGUCCCGGCGGGGGUGAAGCCUCUCCUAGUGUUCGUGAACGUGAAGUCCGGUGGGUGCCAGGGCCUGGAACUCAUCUCCUCCUUUCGGAAACUCCUCAACCCGUAUCAAGUCUUCGAUUUAGAAAACGGUGGUCCGUUACCUGGGCUGUACGUAUUCCGUCAUAUUCCUAAUUAUAAGAUACUGGUGUGCGGCGGAGACGGUACUAUUGGAUGGGUGCUGCAGUGUUUGGAUAACGUGGGGCAAGACUCACAAUGUUCCAACCCACCUUGCGCGAUCGUGCCCCUCGGAACAGGCAAUGACCUCGCGCGUGUCCUUCGUUGGGGCUCCGGUUACACCGGUUGUGAAGAUCCCAUGUCCUUGUUGCGUGACGUGAUUGACGCUGAGGAGAUACGGCUCGAUCGCUGGACAGUCGUCUUUCAUCCAGAGGACAAGCAGGAUGAACCAAAGGACCUCUCCAAACAGACCAUACCUGUGUUCACCUGUGUCGGGCUAGGUUCCCAGAGCGAGGACAACUCGCAAAUCCUGGUCAUGAACAAUUACUUUGGCAUCGGGAUCGACGCCGACCUCUGUCUAGACUUCCAUAACGCGAGGGAGGAAAAUCCAAAUAAAUUCAAUAGCAGGUUACGCAAUAAGGGUGUGUAUGUUAAGAUGGGUCUUCGUAAGAUGGUGGGUCGCAAGAUGUGCAAAGAUCUUCACAAGGCUGUAAAGCUAGAGGUGGACGGUAAACCUGUUGAGCUGCCCGCUGUCGAGGGAAUCAUCAUCCUAAACAUUCUUAGUUGGGGCUCGGGUGCGAACCCGUGGGGUCCGGAGAAGGAUGACCAGUUCAACAAGCCCAACCAUUGGGACGGCAUGUUGGAGGUGGUAGGCGUCACGGGAGUAGUUCACCUUGGCCAAAUACAGUCCGGUCUGAGGGGCGCAAUGCGAAUUGCACAGGGCGGACACAUAAAGAUCAAUCUCAAAAGCGAGAUCCCCGUACAAGUUGAUGGGGAGCCAUGGGUGGCUGCACCGAGCGAGGUCGUCGUACUAAAAUCCGCACUCAAGUGCGUCGUGCUAAUGCCACGGUCCACGCUGGAUCAUUUCCACACAAAUGCAAUUGCGACGCACGAGUCGAGUCACGCCUACUGCUUUUUUGUUGCCUAGUGUCCGAGGUGGGUCUAAUGUUAACAGCACUUGGCAGAUACAAAAUUAUCAGAGAUGCGACACUGAUUACAUUUUUUAUCAUACAUUAGUUAUUUCUUUUAAUAAUCAAGCGAAAUAUUGAGUUGAUGUCACUCGCAAAUGCAUGCUUGCUUGAGUUAUUAAGUCUUUAUUAUAUUCACUUAGGUAAAUACAUAUAAUGCUCAAAUUUCGACGCAACAUAAUUCAACAUAUGUAACUGAAUUUCUUGUAAUUGUAAUUAAAUUAAAAUUUAAACCAUAACCUAAUUUGAGCAUACCAUCUAAGAAUCCAGAAUGAUGAAUAGCAGACAUUUAAAUUCGUUGUAUUUAACGGUCUGCAUGUGGGUUGUUUUGAUGAAACACGUUAUGGACCCAAAAGCCAAAUUGCACGAGCACACUGCGCCCGCGUUUUCACUGUCGAGACGCAGCUACGAAACGCUUACGAUAUUGUUAAGUUACUGUAACAAAAUUAGUUCUGUACGGACGUCUUACACUUACGACUGAACUAAUUGGAGCUUUGAUACGCUAUAAAACUUGCCGCUUAAUCUUCAAUUACUUUUUUACCCAUCCAAUUCAAAUAAGUUUCUAUGGAACAAAGGCACCAUGAUGUUCAUGUCUUUUUUGGCGUAAUUUUGUGAUAUAAGCUGACCGCAUUUAUAUAAAUUUAAUUGUAAAAAUUGCUUUUAAAUAUCUGCUUACAGUAACAUAACAUUCAUAAACAUUAGAGCACCGCGCCCACACGCGGCCUAUUAGUUACACCUCAUCCUAAAAUAAUUGUUUUGUUUGUAUCGAGCACAUAGUAUCGUAUCUGAUCCUUGAAAUGUGUGUGUAAGAUACGUAUUAUGUGCGUUACAACUGUAUUCUGAGACGUUAAUCUCCACUCAUCCAUAAUAAAAAGGACGAAAAAACACUUAAUCUAACGCAAUAUGUAUUUCUGAAUGAGGUUGGAGUGUAGAGAAGUCUCAGAGUACGGUUGUCGUCGCUGGUCACAGCCCCGUGUCGGCGCCGAAUAACUCGCUUUGAUCGUUGAAUGUUCGCUCAGUGAAAACGCGCAGGCUCGGCUCGGUAUAAAUUGGCUUCGCGGUUAGUAAAUGGGGUUCGUCCGGGGUAACGUUCUGGCUGAACGUGUGCUAGCAUAGAGAGCGUGUAGCGA
Pieris brassicae (large cabbage white) is the source of this 4633-nucleotide messenger RNA. RefSeq names its product diacylglycerol kinase theta. The transcript has 19 exons. Gene Ontology annotation, biological process: intracellular signal transduction; diacylglycerol metabolic process; lipid phosphorylation. The coding region runs from base 524 to 3463 and encodes 979 amino acids. Gene Ontology annotation, molecular function: ATP-dependent diacylglycerol kinase activity. The record is from RefSeq and is a predicted model, not a curated record. Lineage: Eukaryota; Metazoa; Arthropoda; Insecta; Lepidoptera; Pieridae.